AAGUGUCUCUUUGGAUUGAUAUUCUCACGAGAAUGCGCUCUGGAUCGCGUUAUUAUGCCGCUUCAUACAAGUCUACCUGUUUCUUAAUCUCUCUGAUAUGCUGCACAUGCCUGGCAACCACCACCACGGCUAAGGACACUCCUUAUCUUCCUCAGAGCUUCACGUUUAGUUGGACACCCCCAGGACAGUCGCCUCCAAUACCUACUACGGUGCAAUGCGACACACUGCAUAUUACAUGGAGAAGACAGGGAUCAGAGCCGGGCCCAAACCCCGUUGCUCCAUAUUUUCUUCAUGUGUUCACAUCAACAUUCAUCGUGCCUUUUGUCAUCCCAGCCGAAAGCGGCCUGACCUACGACUGGCCGGUACCCUUUAUACCAGGCACGCAGUAUCAAGUCUGCAUGUUUGAUUCCGCCAACAACACAGGCGGCUGUCAAGAUAUCUACACUGUGUACCCUGCUGCAAACUCGACUGUCAACGAUCCACCAGCGUGCAGGAACUUGUCGUACCCUCACCCUAACCAAGUCUUAGGGGUGACAGCAUCUACUUCACCAGGUGGUUUCAGCCAAUUCGGCUGGAUAGACCAGUGUACCGAUAUUUCUGUCCAACCGAUAAAUGGGACACCGCCAUACACGCUCACUAUUGCGCCUACACUCCGACCGCCGUACGUCAUCACUUCAGACACCAUGGAUCCCAUAAACUGGACGGUAUCCCUAUCAUGGGGAAGCUCGUUCUUCAUCUCCUUGACUGAUUCGUCAGGCAUGCUCUGGGCCCAAGGUCCACUGCACAGCGGGUUAGGAACGAGCACUGCUUGCCUUGACACAGACGGGCAAGUCCCUCUACUUAUGUCGCUCUCGACAACGACUGAUCGAGAGCUUAACAGGUCAGAAACGCUUGACAUCAAGCCGUGGGUUGCUGCAGCAUCGAGCGUAGGCAGCAUCCUCCUCGGGAUCCUUGUCGGCCUCCUUGGCGCGUUCUUCUUCAUGCGGUGCCAGGCACGACGUGCGCAGUGUAAGGGACAGGCUCUGCGCGAAGAGCAAUCGACAGGCAAAGAACAUUCCGAGCCUUUGCCGCAGGGGCCACUCGGGAGGGGUGUACUUGACCAGAAUGAACCAUCCGUGGUGGUAUUAGGUUCAGAGCUAGGUGGAAGCACGGUCGAGUCUGUCGGAUAUAUAACCACGUCGAAGAACCAGAUUGCGUCGGACACGACAACCCGUGUCGCUGCAAAGGCGGAGGGCGUACACGUCUCGAGCGACUCGGUCGAGGUCGCACCACGGCGCAGCCUCUCGCACCGCAUGCGCAUUGCGCCAGCAGACCAGUACGGUGCGUACCCAGACAGCCAGGUGAUCAACAUCGGCCCCGCGCAGGAGCUAGACCUCCCGCCGAGGUACAAGUCGCCGCUAGACAGCAGCUUCUCGUUCGGUGCGAGCCCGCGAAGUAUGCGCAAAGUGCGCCCGCUACCCACACCGCCAGUACAGGCACUUAACGAUGGAGAUAGGGAAUAAGUCA
Molecule: messenger RNA, 1506 nt
Organism: Phanerochaete carnosa HHB-10118-sp
Lineage: Eukaryota; Fungi; Basidiomycota; Agaricomycetes; Polyporales; Phanerochaetaceae
Exons: 10
Coding region: 33-1502 (489 amino acids)
Source: RefSeq, a predicted model, not a curated record